Messenger RNA from Ochlerotatus camptorhynchus, 2363 nucleotides. RefSeq lists its product as uncharacterized. Gene Ontology annotation, cellular component: membrane. The record is from RefSeq and is a predicted model, not a curated record. The transcript is spliced from 3 exons. The coding region runs from base 858 to 1655 and encodes 265 amino acids. NCBI's taxonomy places the organism in Eukaryota, Metazoa, Arthropoda, Insecta, Diptera, Culicidae.
ACACUGUAUUUUAACUACAUAGCUUGAAAACAGAAGGCACACAUUUUUUUUUAGCAUGAAUGUCCUUUUAUAAAUUUUAGAAUAUUAUGUCCAAAAAUUUCAUCACUUAUCACCCAGUUGUGUUACUUUCAUAAAAAAAAACUCACAAUUCAUUCAACUUUUACACCUUCACUAUCCAUCGCCCGUCCGAGGUUGACGGCUUCGACUAAGAAGCAAACAGGAGCUCCACAGCAAGAAAAAAAAAUCAAACCACAAACAACACUGCCCAUGUCUACCUUCUACUAAUUUGCUAACAUUUUUCGCCCAACAAAUCGGAAGCAAACGACCACCAACGGCAGCGGUAACGAUCGACGGUGGAUAACCGAGCGAUGAUAGUGGGUGAUGCGAGCGGGAGGGAAAACCAUCGGAAAAUUGCAUGUCCACGGCCCAGGCAGAAACGCAAACGCCCGCAAGUGAAAUGGAAAAAAAGGGAAAAGAAAAGAAAAUUGCGCGUCGAUCGCGUCGAAAAUGAAAAAUGUGAAAAUAUGUUGUGCUGCACUCGAAACAUAAGAUACAUACCCACACAAGGCAUAUACCACCCCCCGGAGCACAUAGGGAGCCUCGGCCAAGAUUAAACAGAGCAUUCAGUGUACUUUAAAAGCAGAUGCAUAUCAAUUGUCUAAGUCAGUAUCAGUACGGAUUGCAAUCGAUUAAGUGCAGUGCCCAGUAGUAGCAGCAGUGAAGUUUUGGGAUAAAUCAUCGCGAACUUUCGGAACGGUUGUGUGAGAGAACGUGUGCGUGGAAGUGAUCAAGGGACUUUCUGAGAGAUACAGUUGUGAAUUGUGAUUCUCAAGUGCCACCCAGCAAACAGAAACAAAAUGUCACGCCGAAGCACCGUGUUGGAAUAUCUAUUGCUUGCCUCAUUCAUCACCUCCGCACUGUGCGCCACGACACGCGGCCAGACCCGCGUCGGGCAGAAGAACGAGAAUAGCUGGUUCACUGGUGAGCUGAGUGUGCUGCAGAAGGUCUACGAUGACUGCCAGGAUAAGCAAGAUUUCACCGGUUGCCUCAAGGGCAAGGCCCUGACUGCCAUCUCGCGCGCUGUUGAUAUGGAAUCGGUCCAACUGUUGGACGGAGUGUCACUGGUCAAGCAGAAGACUGCCGAAAACGUGAGCAUCCCGCUACUGUCCGAUGCCCGCGCUCUGAGCGGUCUUGGCGAGGUCGAUCGUUCGAUCCUGGCCAAGCUGAACAAGUUCUUCCAGACACACUCUCUGCGCGUUGACAUGCAACAGCAGGAAGGAGCUGCUGCCCGUGGAAAAAGUCAGAACAAACACCACCGCUACAUCAUCGCUGCCGUCCUGACCGCCAUGGGAAUUGCCGGACCAAUCGGUCUUAAGGUUCUGGCUGCUGUCGCCGGUAAGGCUCUGGUCAUCUCGAAGGUUGCCCUCACCAUCGCUGGUAUCCUGGCCCUAAAAAAGAUCUUCGCCCACGAUCGCCAUGAGGAAACCAGCUUCCAGGUUCAUGCCGGACAUGACAACAGACGAAAUGCCUACGUAGUCCGCAACCCAGCCAAGAUGGCCGCCAGUGUUGACCCUUACCGGUACUACUACGAUCAGCAACAGCAGCAACAACAACAACAGCAGCAGCAACAGCAGCAGCAGUACGGUACCAUGUAAACUCAACUCGAUCCGAUCAAUCCGGAACAAACCACGAAAGCAACAUAAACAUAGAAGAAAGCAACGAGUCCCUUUGUAAAUUAAUAUUUAUUUUAACUUAUCACCAUCGGCGUCGAUAAAUUAUUGCUAGUGCUAUUAAAUAUUACCUGUUAUUUAACGAAGACAACCAAAACUCAAAAGUGGCCACAGUUAGCGACUCCCGCCAGCAGUUUCCACGAAGUCCUGAUCGAUCAUCGAUUUAGUGACGAUCGCAGGGCAACGGCGACAGCUGGCAUUGUAAAUUUAUAAACGAGAAAACUACAGCAUUGCAACCAAAAAUUAAUAAACCAAAUUCAGACAGCGAUACACAAACAAACCUGCCCGAGCCCAAGGAAGAGGAUCCCAGGUGUUAGCAGUAAGCGAAUUGAAGAGUUGAUUUAACGUAAGAAAAAGACGACAAUUUGUAAGCGUGUGAGUGUGAGAUUUUUAAUUGGCAAACAACUGUAAUCAUUACUUGUAAUGGGGAACAUCCCUUAGGACAAUGCGCGGUCCUACAUCGAUGCGCAGAUCAAUAAAUGGAAUGAUAUAAGCAACUUCUAGAAAAAAAAUUGUUUUAUUUUUAUUACGGCCUGCAGGUAGCUCAAUCGGAAAACCGAUCCUUGUAGGAAUUAACGCGUAGUUUGAAGAGAAGAAUGUUACAUAAACAUAAAAACAAACACUGAACGCAAU